AUGGCAUUCGAGGAGCUUCUGGUCAGGGCUGGGGGUGCGGGCCUCUUCCAGGUCCUGCAGAUAUGCACCUUGCUCCUCUCCGCCGUCUUGAUACCUUUUCACAUGAUUCUGGAGAAUUUCUCGGCUGCUGUCCCUGACCACCGCUGCUGGACCCCUGUGCUGGACAACAGCUCUGAGGUGCCCGCCAACCUGACCCGCGAGGCCCUCCUGGCCAUCUCCAUCCCACCCGGCCCCGACCUGCAGCCUCACCGGUGCCGCCGCUUCCGCCACCCACAGUGGCAGUUCCUGGACCCCAAUGCCACAGCUGCCAACGGGAGUGAGGCUGCCACAGAGCCAUGUGUGGACGGUUGGGUCUAUGACCACAGCACCUUCACAGCCACAGUUGUGACCAGGUGGGACCUGGUGUGCAGCUCCCAGAGCCUGAAGCCCCUGGGCCAGUCCAUCUUCAUGGCUGGGAUCCUGGCAGGAGCCUUUGUCUGGGGCUUUCUCUCCUACAGGCUGGGGCGGAAGCCAAUGCUGAGCUGGUGCUACCUGCAAGUGGCUGUGGCUGGUACUGGCGCCAUCUUGGCUCCCAGCUUCUUCAUCUACUGUGGCCUUCGGUUCCUGAGUGCCUUUGGGCUGGCUGGCACUCUACUGGCCCAGUCUACACUGAUGGCUGAGUGGACCACAACCCGCAGGAGGGCUGUUACCAUGGCGAUCUUGGGCUGCAGUUACAGCACAGGCCAGAUGGCCUUGGCAGGCCUGGCCUAUGCCUUGCGGGACUGGCGAAACCUCCAGCUGGCUGUGUCCGUCCCCUUCUUGGCCACAUUCCUGCUGUCCUGGUGGCUGCCAGAAUCUGCCCGAUGGCUGAUUACUACAGGCCAACCAGAGAAAGCACUUGGGGAACUCCAGAAGGUAGCCCGGAUAAAUGGCCACAAGGAAGCCAAGGAGACACUGACCAUAGAGGUGCUGAAAUCCUGCAUGGCUGGGGAGGUAACCGAGACUCGGGGAUCUGUGCUGGACCUGUUCCGUGUGCCUAUGCUCGCCCAAAGAACCUGUGUCAUGGUGGUGGUGAACUUCUCCCUAAUGUUGUCCUACUAUGGCCUGGUCCUGGACCUGCAAAGCCUGGGCAGGAACAUCUUCCUCUUGCAGACCCUCUUUGGCGCUGUGGACUUCCUGGGCCGCGCCACAACCGUCCUAUUGCUCAGAUUCCUGGGCCGCCGUGUGACGCUGGUGGGCUUCCUGGCCCUGGCGGGGUCCUGCAUAUUAGGCAAUGUGCUGGUGCCACAAGACCUGCAGACCCUGCGUGUGGCCCUGGCUGUCCUGGGGAAAGGGUGUUUUGGGAUCUGCUUGACUUCUCUGGCUGUGUACACGACAGAGCUCUUCCCGACACCGCUGAGAAUGACAGCAGAUGGCUUCCUGCAGUCUGUGGGCCGCCUAGGGGCUAUAGCAGGCCCCUUGAUUAAGAUGACCGGCCAGGUCCUGCCCCUGAUGCCACCACUCACCUAUGGAGCUUUGCCCAUUGCCUCUAGCCUGGUCCUCCUGCUCUCCCUCCCAGAGACCAAGGGAAUUCCACUCCCAGACACGAUCCGGGACUUGGAGGGCAGGUGCCCAUUUGAGCCUGGAGAGGAGGUGCCAAUGGUGGAGCCCCAGGAGCUGGUGCAGGCAGCUAGCUCCCUCUCCCUGGACCCCCUCCUUGGGCCACUGCCACAUCAGGUUAGCCACCUUGACAUCUGCUUGGACUUUUACUGCUGCUGCCACCACCACACAUUCUCAGCACCUAGCUACACACAAAAGCCGCAGCUGCCCUCAGCCAGGCUGUGCACUGCCUACUUUCUUUUCCUGUCUGUGCUGCACACCCCCAGCCAGCCUCACACUGUGCUGUUGUCAUCAGCAGAUCUGCUGCCUUCAGAGGGCAGUGCAAGGCUCACUGCAGUGGGCGAUGCAGGGGUUGACCUUAAGGGGACAGUACAGGGAUUUCUUGAACAGUUCAUGGCUAGCCUGCAAGAGGCAGGGCAGGACUCACAUGCAGAAGGCCCACCAGGGCUGGGCCUGGAGGGGCAGUACUGGGCUCACCUGCAGGGGGCAGUGCAUAGCUCACUGGUGCAAUUGAAGGCAUUAGCAACUCUGGUCCGUUCAGCUGUUGCUGUGGAGCUCACGAGCCCAGAGAAUUCUUUUUAA
Arvicola amphibius (Eurasian water vole) is the source of this 2160-nucleotide messenger RNA. Its product is annotated as solute carrier family 22 member 11. NCBI's taxonomy places the organism in Eukaryota, Metazoa, Chordata, Mammalia, Rodentia, Cricetidae. The coding region runs from base 1 to 2160 and encodes 719 amino acids. The record is from RefSeq and is a predicted model, not a curated record. Gene Ontology annotation, cellular component: membrane. Gene Ontology annotation, biological process: transmembrane transport. Gene Ontology annotation, molecular function: transmembrane transporter activity. The transcript has 12 exons.